CACUCUAGAAGUCUCGUUAGUCGUAGUUAGCUGCUUGUACCAUCUUCUCUUGGAUCUUUUCGGAUCUUAAAGAAUUUCCGGUCACUGCAUGGAUCUUUACGAUGUCCACGGGUAGAUGUUUGUACCAGAAAGAUUUUAUUUUAUCGCAAGCAAUUCAAAAUUAAUCAAAAUAAUUGCAAAUCAAGUGGAUUUUAGCACGAAGUAAAUGCAUUUUAAUGAACGGAACAAAAAUGCUGGUUAUUGAAUCUGUAUAGAUAUGCAUCAAAAAGUUCUUUUAUUUUUGCUUAUCUUUAUUGAGUUUCUGUUCUGAACGGUGUUUGUCUAUUUCAAUAUUGGUGAAGAGUUUUUUUCAGUUGCUUUUUAUUGGGAUAUACGCAUUGGCUGAGUAAGUGAUUUAUGGAAUUCUGUUUAUACAUCUUUGUGAAAAAAUACCUGAGAUUCGAAUCUAAUAUGUUUACUCGACGGACGGUUUUUCUUGUCGCAUAUUCAACUGAAAUACAAUUACGUAAAUUUUUAUAGCCUUCAGAUUUAGUUCUUUCUUUUCAGGAAAACUAAUUUCAUAUUUGAUUAAAAUAUAGUCACUUGAUCGGCAGUUUUACAAACUGCAGAGUCUACUGAAAUAUAUUUGUUUAAAAAACAGUUUAUUUUGCAUGAUAUUGUCAAUAAUCUUAUAGAACCAUUGCUUAAUAAUUGUAGCAAUGUGGAAUAUUUAUUAAAGUACUGUCUAAUAGUCGUCAAGGAAAGUACUUCUUGGCUCUAUUUUCAGAUAUUUAUAAAAGAAUAUGAUCACCGAGAAAAAUAUAUCUUUUGCAUCUGGAAAUAAAACAUGCUUAGAAUUUAUAUCUUUCUAACCAUUUUUUUUUUAUUCUUGUUCGAUAAAUUUCGCAGAUAAAUUUUUUGGGUUCUUAAAAGACACGAUGAAUGAAUCUAAUGCGCAAAGAGCCAUCAAUUUCAGCUCCAUAAAGUCUAACAAUCAUUGAGGCAUACUUGAAAAUAAUUCUUAAAAAAUGUCCUAAUUUCUGACGUUCUUACAAUUCCUGGAAAAUGGUUAUCGAAGAGAAAGCUCCAACUUUUGUCCAAAAGCCGAAACUGCGGCAAGAGUAUGAAGGUGAAACCAUUCUUUUCGAAUGCGUUGUUAUGGCUUAUCCCAAACCAGAUGUUACCUGGUAUUUCAAUGACAACCUCUUGCACAGAACAAACAAAGUGGACCCUCUAAUACGAGAACUAAGUGCAAAUCGUUUCUAUAUAGCGCUAAAAAUUAAGGAUCCUGAAGAUGAUGAUUCUGGAUUAUAUAAAGUAUGUGUGUCUAACAGGAAAGGAGAUGCGACGGCCUCUAUCAAUGCUAAUUUCCGAGCUGUGGAAGAACAUAGCCCGGAUAAGAAGGCCCCCGUGUUCAAGAAGAAGCCUGCCAUCCGGCAAGAGGAUGAUGGCGACAGGCUUCUUUUCGAAUGCAUCAUCGAAGCUAAUCCAACUCCAACAAUAACAUGGUUCAGGGAUGAGAAACCUGUGGCUUCACAAGGUCGAUUUAAGAUCAAGUGCGAUCGCAAAGGAGAUGAUUAUCAUUGCGCCCUGGUGAUCGACGACGUAGAAGAGGAAGAUGGAGGAAAAUACAAAGUAACGGCCACGAACAAUCUCGGAGAAAGUAGUGCCACUAUUAAUCUAAAUUUUGACACUGAAGAAGAUGAAGAAGAAGAAGGGAUCCCAGUUUUUACGGGAAAACCUGUCAUUAAACAGAGCCCUGAUUUCAACAGCAUUAUUUUCGAAUGUAACCUCACUGCUGAUCCUAAACCUACGUUACUAUGGUUUCACAACGGAAAGCCUGUCAGUGAAGGGGGACGGUACAAAUCUUUGCUCAAAGCCACCUCUUCGGGCUUCUUAGCGACUUUAGAAAUUGCUCAAGUAGGCUCCGCGGAUGGCGGAGAGUACAAAGUAAUUGCCAAAAAUUCCGUAGGAGAAGGCUCGGCGGCUAUAAACCUCAAUUUUGAAGGUGAUGCAAGUAAAAAAAUUCCUGGGGGUAAAGCGCCGAGAUUUCCUAAAAAGCCUGCCAUUAGGCAAGAGGGCGAUUCCCUUUGUUUGGAAGUAGUUUUAGAAACACAUCCAUUUCCUAAAAUUACAUGGUAUCUUGGAAAUAAAGAAGUCAAAGAAGGACCAAGGCAUAAAAUUACUAAGAAAGAAACGGCAAAGGAUACUUAUUUACUAAGUUUGGAAAUCUUGGAUCCUUCACCGGAAGAUGGAGGAACAUACAGAUGCAAUGCCGUAAAUGAACUCGGAGAAAGCAAUGCCAAUAUUGCUCUUAAUCUUCAAGGCGAGGCUGAAGGUCCCACCUUCACCCAGAAGCCAAAGAUCAUUCCAAAAGAAAGUGGGAAACUCAUCCUGAUGGAAUGCCAUGUGAAAUCCAAGUCGGCUCUGAAAGUGACAUGGUUCCAGGGCAAUAAAACAGUGCAGGAAAGUCUCAGGAUAAAAAGUUCCAUUGUUGAACUUAGGGGUAAUGAAUACAAAGUAGCCCUUGAGAUAAGGGAUCCAUCUUCUAAAGAUGGAGGAGUCUAUAGAUGCAACAUAAAGAAUGACGAAGGAGAAAUAAAUGCCAAUUUGAAUUUGAACAUAGAAGGUGAAAGAAUCGAAGGAGAUGCCCCUUCGUUUGUCGAGAAGCCAAAAAUCACUUCAGAGGAAGAGGGGAAAAGGAUUAUUAUGGAAUGUAAAGUGAAGGCUAACCCCAAGCCUACCAUCACGUGGUACUUGGACAAUGUAGUAAUUAAAGAAACUUCCAGAAUAAUUCAGACAGUGAAGCAAGAGAAAGAUAUCUACACCAUUCGAUUGGAACUCAAGAAUCCAGAACUGACUGAUGCAGGACUCUACAAAUGCAACGUUAAGAAUGUGGCAGGAGAAAGCAAUGCUAAUUUAACUCUAAAUAUUGAACUGGCUCCGGUAAUUCGUGAGAAGCCGAAAGUCAUCCGCCGGGAAAGGGAGGAAAAGGUGGUGAUCGAAUGUCACGUGAAAUCAAGCGCUCCACCUGAGUGUAUUUGGUUCAAGGAGAACAGCGUGGUGCGUAUGGACGCCAAGCACAAAGUGCAAGUGAAAAAAAUAGAAAAAGGCGAAUAUGCUGUUUUGCUGGAGAUUGAGAAACCUUCAGCUGUGGACAAGGGCCUGUAUAAAUUACAAGCUAAGAAUGAGAAGGGUAUCAUCGCAUCUGAACCCAUCAAAGUCACUUUAGAAGAUGAACCAAAGGAGGAAGAAGAAGAAGACAAAAAGAAAAAGAAAAAAGUCCCAGAAAAAAAAGAUGAACAAAAGGAAAAUAAAACUUUAGAGAAAAAAGAAGAACAAAAAGAGACAACUAAAAAAGUUCUGGAGAAGAAAGAAGAGCAAAAGGAAACUGCGAAGAAAGUUGCAGAAAAGGAAGAAGAACAAACCGCAAAGAAAAUAUUGGAAAAGAAGGAAGAAGAGAAAAAAGUAGCAGAGAAGAAAGAAGAGCAAAAGGAAACUGCGAAGAAAGUUGCAGAAAAGAAAGAAGAACAAACCGCAAAGAAAAUAUUGGAAAAGAAGGAAGAAGAGAAAAAAGUAGCAGAGAAGAAAGAAGAGCAAAUAAAAGUAGCAGAAAAGAAAGAAGAACGAAAAGAAGUGAAAAGCGUCACAGAAAAGAAAGAGGAGCAAAAAGAAGUGAAGAAAACUCUUGAAAAAAAAGAGGAGAAGAAGGAAAUAAAGAAGACCCUAGACAAAAAAGAAGAACAAAAAGAAAUGGAAACGAAGAAAACUGCAGAAAAGAAAGAGGAACAAAAAGAAAUAAAGAAAACUGAGCUGGAUAGGAAAACAAUUGAUAAAAAAGAGGACGUAAGCAAAAAGGUAACUGAUCAGAAAGAAGUCACUAAGAAAGAUCAGAUUGCUGCUAAAACUGAAGCUGAGAAAAAAGAAGUAGAAAAGAAAGCAGCUGAAAAAGUUGGAAUCGAAAAGAAAGAACUGAAGGAGGUCUCCAAAACUGAACAGAGAGUCACAGAUGAAACUAAGAAAGUGACUGAUAAAAAGGAAGUUCAGAAGAAAGAUAUCACCGAUCGUAAGGAAUCAAUCAGUACCGAUCGUAAAGAUUCAGUUAAAGAUGAACCGGAGACGAAGACUCCGUUUAAACGACAGUUGCGAAAAAUACCUCCUCCAAAACAAGAACCUCCACAGGAUGAACUUGGAAAAAUUGUUCUCAAGAAGCGUACUGGUGUGAAACCGAAAUUUACCAAAACUUUCGAAUCAUUGACAGUGGAUGUGGGAAAAUCCGCCGAGUUUGUAUGCGAAAUCGAGUCCAAGGAGAAGGCGACUGUGACUUGGUACAAAAAUAAAAAAGUGAUCGACGAACCACGAGAUUACAAAAUUUCUUUCGACGGAAAGACUGCUUCCAUUUACAUGCAAAGAACAACUAGGGACUUCAGCGGCGUAUACACGUGCGAAGCCUCCAACCAGUUCGGCAAAGAAGAAACAUCUGCCACUCUUUUCGUCAAAGAACCGGGAAUGAAAAUGCCCGAAAUAAAAGAAAUCGAACGCUCGAAAGCUACUCCUUUGGAACCUAUGCCGAUUUUUGAGCAAGACGAACCUGAGAAAAAGAAAGCAGAAGUGAAAAAAGUUGUUAAGAAGAAGAAGAAAGUGCCUGGCAAAGCAGCGCCUGGUGAAGAUGAGGAAGAGACACCAGAGAAGGAGAAACCUGAAGUCCCCGAAAUCACAACCGAAGACCAGGACAAGAAAGGAGCCCGUCCUGCUCCUGUUACCAUCGUCAAAGAAGCCACUCCUGAACCUCCGGCUCGCAAGAAUUCUCUAGAACCUCCUUCUGGUGCUGGAAGCCGAAGAGGUUCAGCUAGUAACCUAUUGAGCUUUACACCUCCUGGGGGUUCCAGAAGAGGGUCUAUAACUCUGAUUGCGGAUGAGAAAGGAUUGCUUACGGACGAGAAGGGCAACGUAAAGAAACUGAGGCCCGGUGAAGUUUUGGAGGUGAGGCAGAAGAGAAAAUCCAGUACGGACAUGCGUCGCGCGAGUAUUUCAGAAAUCGAAGAACGAAUCGACAAACCGUCAACCCCUCUCCGAAAAAUUCCAGAAGAUGAGGAAUGUGCACCGACUAUUGUAGAUUAUCAGGAAAACGUGACGGCAAUUGAAGGUGCUACUGCAUACCUGUGCGUACAAGUAGAAGGCAACCCCGAACCCGAGUUCCGAUUUUACAAGGGAGAGUCGGAGAUCUUCGAAGGCGGUCGAUACAAAGUUGUUACGGACGGGGAAACAAAUACCGUCUAUUUCUGCAUCCGUAAAGCAAAAUCUGCCGAUGAAGGCCGAUACAAGAUAGUCGCCUACAAUAAAUUAGGAGAAGACAGCAUUAGCAUGACAUUAUUCGUCUCAGAUGAAAGUGGUAUGGAUUUCAGAUCAAUGCUAAAACGUCGACAAUAUGCAAAAUGGGGCCGUGGAGAUCAAGACCCAGACUGGGGCGGUUUAAAACCAGCGGAACAAGAAAGGAGACCAUCUAUUGGUGACCUCAAAAAAGCGGAUUUCUUCGUGAAAAAUUUGGAAAACCAGCACGUGAAAGAGGGUCGCGAUAAGAAAGUCCGAUUCGAAGCCGUGUUCUCUCGCAGUAACGUGAAAGCAAAAUGGUUCAAGAACAAGCAAGAGAUUUACAUGGGCAAGCGCUACCACAUCAGUUCUCAAGGCGACCUGCAUGUUUUGGAAAUCAACCUCCCAAAUAUGGACGACGAAGCCCGAUACUCUUGCCAAUGCAACGAAGCGAGCUCUUCAGCUUAUUUAGAAGUGGAUGCCCCUGAUCCAGUGUAUAAGAUUAUCAAAAAAUUACCUGGCAAGGUUGAGCAGUAUACGACCAAAGAAGCUGUUCUGGAAUGUACAUGCAAUUCUUCUAAAGCACCUGUCAAAUGGUAUAAAGGAGAUCAGCAAAUUCAGUCCAGCGACAGAUACGUAUUGGAUGGUGAUACUUUCGGCCAUAAGACGUUGAAAAUCCAGAACUGCCGAUUAGAAGAUUCAGGAGAAUACACAUGCAAAAUCAAUGACGAAGAGAAAACGACAACAAAACUUAUUAUAACAGAACAACAGUUCCAGUUCAUGCGCCCACUGAAGAGCAUGAAGGUGAUGGAGAAAGAAAAAGUGGUCUUGGAGUGUGAAGUGGAUGAAUACGAUGCAAUAGUUAAAUGGUUUAAAGGUGAUAAGGAGUUGGUCAAAACUAAAGACAAAAAGUUUGACAUCACUCAAGAAGGUCGAAAGCGAAGGCUCAUUAUCAAGAGCGCCAAAUUAGCAGAUGAAGGAGAAUACACAUGCAAAACGAAUGCCGAUACGACAACAGGCGAACUGAUUGUUGAACCUUCUAAUCGUUUCGUGAAGAAGCUAAAAGACACAUCUGCAGUGGAACGAGAUACAGUCGUCCUGGAGGUUGAAUUGAUGGACAAAAAAGCUCCUGCUGAAUGGUUUAAAGAUGGCCAACCCAUUAAACCAUCCAAUAACAUCAGCAUUAAGUCUUUAGGCGAUGGCAGGCAUCAACUGAUAAUCACCAACUGUCAGAUCGAUGACGCGGGAGAAUACGAAUGCAGAAGCAAGGAACUUUCCUCUUCUGGAAGACUUGCUGUAGGAGAAGGUGAAAAGCCUCCUAAAAUAAGCCGAGAUAAAACAGAAUUCAGUGGAGAUGUAAACAAACCCCUCACUGCUGAAAUUCCGUUCACAAUUCCUGGCACUAAGGUUUCGGAUAUCGCCUCGAAGCUGCUUCGUAAUGGAAAGCCUGUUAUGGCAAAGGACAUUGAAAUUACCGUUAGGAACGAUAAAGUAGUGAUCAUAUUUAGAAAGCCUCCAAGGGAGGCGAGCGGGGAUUACGAACUAUGCUUGUCGAAUGCCACUGGCGAAGACAAAAUGAAAAUCAACUUCAACUUUUUAGAUGUUCCACAACCGCCUCAAGGACCUUUAGAUGUGACCGACAUAUUCCGUGAUCGCUGCAAGCUUUCCUGGAAACCCCCGCUGGACACAGGAGGUAUGCCCCUAAGCCACUACAUGAUUGAGAUGCAGGACAUGGGCGCACGAGGAGGAUGGAUUGAAAUUGGCACGACGGAAAAUACGAACUUCGAUGUCACUGGACUUGUCAAUAAGAAGGAGUACAAAUUCCGUGUGAGAGCAGUCAACAAAAAAGGAGCCUCAGAUCCUCUCGUAUCCGCCAAACCUAUCAUUGCAAAAGAUCCUUAUG
Molecule: messenger RNA, 7192 nt
Organism: Stegodyphus dumicola
Lineage: Eukaryota; Metazoa; Arthropoda; Arachnida; Araneae; Eresidae
Product: twitchin-like
Biological process (GO): protein phosphorylation; homophilic cell-cell adhesion
Cellular component (GO): membrane
Molecular function (GO): ATP binding; calcium ion binding; protein binding
Source: RefSeq, a predicted model, not a curated record